This is a messenger RNA of Pyricularia oryzae 70-15, 3325 nucleotides long. Its product is annotated as diacylglycerol O-acyltransferase. Gene Ontology annotation, cellular component: endoplasmic reticulum membrane. The record is from RefSeq and is a predicted model, not a curated record. The transcript is spliced from 2 exons. The coding region runs from base 934 to 2340 and encodes 468 amino acids. Gene Ontology annotation, biological process: triglyceride biosynthetic process. Gene Ontology annotation, molecular function: diacylglycerol O-acyltransferase activity. Lineage: Eukaryota; Fungi; Ascomycota; Sordariomycetes; Magnaporthales; Pyriculariaceae.
AGACUGGAUGGACGCACUGCAUCUUUCGAUUGACCAAGCAGCCAGGUAAAGAUUCCAGGUUUGCAGGAAAAUAACCCCGAGGCUGUGGUGCCACUGUCGGCUUUCCCUUUAGCUGCUGCGCGCCACAGAUCUUUGCAUCUUUCCCGAGGUUGAACAGCCGCGGCCCGAUACGAUUAGCCCGCCACUGGUUGACGUUGUUGACGUGUACGUACGGCUGGAAGGAAGAAAAAAAAAGACCAGACAGUCAGCAAAAAAAAAAAAAAAAAAAAAAAACACAUGCCAACAAAGCAACCGGCCGACCGUUCAAUCAAUCCCAAGCGGCGACUUGCAUAGAUUUGCUUAUUCUAUUUCACAACGCAACCCACUCAUUGACAUUGAAAUAUUUUGCCGCCGUAUUCAUACAAACAUACAUACAUACUCUUGGGGAUUUACUGCAUUUGCGAGAUUCUACGGACCCCAACAAACCCCCCGCCGCAUAUUCCUUAUCGGAGCCUCGUAUUGCAAUUGACAAACUGCCUGCGGUACCUAUCCACGUAUCUACUCGACUGCAACGGGCUGCUUAGGUAUCGAAGCCGCCAUCUGGUCUGUUGUCGCGACACCCAGUGACCAUGGCCACGGUAGAUGAUACCCAGAACCAUGUCCAACUGAAUGCAGAGUCCAGCCUAAACGAAUUUCCGUACCAAGCAAGCGCGGACAAGGAGGAGUAUCCAAGCCUUCCUUCUGCCCCGCUCCCUGACGUGGACGGCAGCUCCCAAAAUGGGCAUACAGCCGCCAACGCUGACCUUGUUCGUAACCGCGCCUCAGGUUUACUCGUCUAACGUCAGUAAAAAGGAAAUGUUAAUGCUGACCACCAGCCAUGAUUAGCCGCCCUCGGAGUCGACCGAACAGCCAUGGAACAAGGUAGCCAGUGGCGACUUCAUCCAUGAAACCAAGAUGCCCAGUGAAGACCGGGACAACCUUGCCAGGCCCGGCAGUCUACCAACUCCCGAGCCGAGCCGUAGAGGCAGCAACACGCUGGUCGGCAGCCCGCGUCAGGGCGACGGAUUGCAAAUGCUCAUGGACGAAUUCGCAGACGAUGAAUCCUCAGAUACCUCGUGGGACAUUCACGAGACCAUCAGGAGUCGCACCCAGGCCUUGGCUGAGAAGGACCACCAGGGGAUAUUCUCAAAUCAGCGGCGAGGCAACCAGGCCGACGCGCCAGACACGGUAACCAGUGCCAACGCUUGGUUGCCGGCUGGCUUCGAAGACGACCUGGACGAAGUGACCGGUGCUGACGACGAGUUCGAGCCAACCCGUGGGAGUCGCUGGAGAGUGAGGCUGGCGCCCCUGGAUACCCCUUUUCAUCGCCGGAUGCAGACCCUGGUGGUUCUGCUACACGUCCUCGGCAUGGGAAUCACUUUCAGCUUUUUCUGCUUCCUAUGCACGCUCCCCCUGUUUUGGCCUAUCAUCAUCGCCUACCUCGUAUUCAUCAGACUGUCGAGAGCUGGAUCCGAUGGGAAGACAAACCGUCGCAUAGAAUGGCUCCGCAGGGCUCGCAUCUGGAAGUACUUUGCCGAUUACUUCCCUGUCAAGCUACACAAGACAGCCGACCUGCCCCCCACCCGCAAGUACAUUUUUGCGAUUCAUCCACACGGAAUCAUCUCGCAUGGUGCCUUUGCCUCCUUCGCCACGGAGGCCCUCGGCUUCUCUGAGAAGUUUCCCGGCAUCACAAACAGUGUGUGCACUCUUCACGGCAACUUCAAGACCCCGUUCUACCGCGAGUAUCUGAUGGCCAUGGGCCUGAUCUCGGUUUCAAAGGAGUCCAUUAUUAACACUUUGAUGACCGGCGGGAUCAACGGUGAAGGCAUGGGCAGGGCCGUCUCCAUAAUUGUCGGUGGGGCGCGAGAGGCACUCGAGGCCUGCCCCAAGACGAUGCGCUUGAUACUGAAACGGCGGGGUUUUUGUCGCAUGGCACUACGCACCGGUGCAGACCUUGUGCCGGUGCUCUGCUUUGGUGAGAACGACCUCUACCAACAGUGGGGGCCGCAGGAUCAUCCGCGCUUCCGUCGCCUGCAAAUGAAGGCUCUCGCGUACCUAGGCUUUGCGGUCCCCGUUCUGAGGGGAAGGGGCGUCUUCAACUAUGACUUUGGAGUCCUUCCUCAGCGGCGGCCGAUCAACGUUGUUGUUGGUGAGCCUAUCAAGGUUGAGCAGUUUCGGGGUAGCGGUAACAUUGAGCCACGCGUCGAGGAGCUGUGGAAGCUAUAUUGCCAGAAGCUUCAGGAACUGUACGACCAGAACAAGCACGUCUAUUUCAAGGAUCGUCAGGAGGAUAUGAGGUUUGUUGACUCGGAGGAGUUGUAAAGAUGCAACCAUUGGAAUACUUGGAUAGGCGAUACUGGUUUCUUCGCCUUGUCUUUGUGUAUGCAUCUGAUUAUAUCACACUAUGUCCAGCGCUAGAACAACAAAGUUUCUCCGUCAUGGAUGCUUCAUAGUGCAAGCUUCUGGGUGGUAUGGCACUAAGAUGGACACCGCAAAGUAAAAAGUAGAGCAUUGGUUGGUAUCGGAACAAGUAUGUUUCGUUCCGAUGGGGUGUGCUACAUACACUUCAGUUAACAGCUAACUAAGAGACUCGCAUGAUAGCCCAUUGACUUUGGUUAACGUCAUUGCAGAGGAGGGCAACGCACACUUUGUUGCUCCGUCCUGGAGCCAGACACAUCAUAGAUAGCCUGGUUGGCUUUGGUGUAGUGAACAUCUCCUCGGGUAGUACUGCCGUGCUGCCAUUUGAUCCACACAGCCCAGCAGUACUUUUGAGUGAUAACCUUGGUGCAUUUCAAAACAUGAGGGGGAAGAACACAGCCAGGAAACAAGCAAGUAUGACCAGGUUGGGCUACAGGCGAGAGCAGCAUGAGAGCUCCAAGCUACCUAAGUAAUGGCUUGCAGGUAAGAGCACUUCCAUUGAAUCGUAGAGCCCUUCCUAUUCUUCUGUCUCAAGUUCAUAAUCAUGCAUCUCAACCUGCUGGUGCACAAGACACAUCAGCACCUCUUGCUAUUCUCACAAUCGAGUUCCAAAAAAGAAAAAAAAAAGAAAAAAAAGCUAGAAAAUCGCAAAGCAAAAGAAUGGGUCGCAAAGCUUGAAAGCCACCUUCUCCCAUAACGCCACCCGGCUUUUAUUUACACUCGCUUCCUCCUCGCUCCGUCCCCCAAAUGGUGAAUGAUGCCUUGGUCCGGGAAAUGUGAAAUCAAGGGAUAUAUCGACAUUGCUGAAAAAAAGGGCAAAGGUACAUGGUGUGAGGGUAAAGGGAAUAAAAAGAUUACAAUUACAAUGACAGCUGAGAAUGAAACCCAG